AUGCUCGAGGUCGAUACGGAGGCAAUGACAGUGGACCUCGAGGAAGAAUGGCUACCUUGGAACAAGACGGUCUCUACAUUGCAAGGAAACCAUCAAAUCCUGGAGAAUGGCAACCCUAUCAUCGGAUGGGGCCAUCAGUCGUGUUUUCAGGAGUACGACUCCAAUGUCGACCUCUUUGGGCCGCUCGGUUCGGUGUCGGAGAUGUGCAAUACUACCGCGCAUACGGAUUCGAAUGGAUUGGGCGUCCUCGGACCCCCCCCCCCAAUCCCAUCGCGGUCGCCGGACAGUGUCAAUGACACAGUGUACGCAUCAUGGAAUGGGACUACCGAGGCGAAGCAGUGGAGGCUACUAGUCUCGACGUUCGACGCGCCACCAAUUUCGAGACGUCCAUCACCUACACGCGUGGGCAAUACGACUACUUCCAGGUAG
This is a messenger RNA of Schizophyllum commune H4-8, 429 nucleotides long. RefSeq lists its product as uncharacterized. Bases 1 to 429 code for a protein of 142 amino acids. The transcript has 2 exons. Lineage: Eukaryota; Fungi; Basidiomycota; Agaricomycetes; Agaricales; Schizophyllaceae. The record is from RefSeq and is a predicted model, not a curated record.